CCGAAAGCUGAGCAUGAUCGGACUGUUUGUGUUGCUGACGCUGCUAGCUUUGUCUAUGAUAUGUCUAUGGAAUAAAGCUUAUAAACGACAUGAGAAUUUUCCACCAGGACCUCCAAGUCUGCCGAUCUACGGCGCCUAUUGGAUUAUUGCCGCAAGAGCCUUCAACAACCUUGCUCUGGCCACAAUACGAUUAGCUAAAGAUUACAAUACGAAAUUGGUGGGUCUCUAUUUAGGGUAUAUUCCUCAAGUUCUGGUCAAUGACUCUACGUUGAUCAAAGAAGUACUCAUUAGGGAAGAGUUCGAUGGACGAUUGGAUACAAUCAUCUCUAGAGCAAGAGGUUUCUGGAAAAAAUUAGGUAUCUUCUUCACUGAUGGCUUCUUCUGGCAUACACAGAGAAGAUUCUCACUCCGUUACAUGCGUGAUUGGGGCUUCGGGCGCCGAUGUAAAGCUCUUGAAGAUACCAUUAUUCAUGACACCAAGGAGAUGAUAGAAAUGGUACUGAAUGGAACUACGACUGAUGAAGAAAAGAAAUUCGUCAACGGAGAUCUCAUAUACCUACCUCACUUCUUCGACGUUCCGUUCGUGAAUGGAUUGUUACAAGUAUUUGCUCAAAAGACCUUUGCCCGUAAAGAAUAUGCACGGAUAUGGGGUUUGGGAAAGUCCGCUUUAAAGUUCCAGAGAAGCAUAAAUGAUCUGGGUGGAGCGCUGGCAAUAACGCCCUGGAUUAAAAAUGUCUUUCCAAACAUCAGUGGCUAUAAUGAUUUGACUAACGGAACAAAAGACAUAGCCGACUUCUACGGAGAGCUUAUAAAAGAGGCUAUAGAAACGUAUGAAGACAACCACGAACGCCACUUUUUUGAUGCUUAUAUAAAGAAAAUGAAACAGGAAACUGACGAAAAUCAGCGUACUACAUACUCAGCCGAGCAACUGCAAUUAAUUUGCACAGACUACACAUUCCCUACUGCGAGUGCGACGGAAAUGACGCUUACGUUGCUGCUGGAGAGGAUGCUACUUCAACCGGAAAUCCAAGAUAAGAUUCACGAAGAACUUGACACUGUGGUGGGGAGAGAUCGAAUGCCUACUUUGGAUGAUAGACAGAAUUUGCCGUUCACAGAGGCUUGCAUUCGUGAGAUGUUAAGAUUCGAGACACUUGUGCCGUUAGGCGUACCUCAUCGCGCGAUGAAGGACACAACACUUGGAGGUUACAAUAUUCCUGAGGGCACCUCGGUGGCAGUGAAUCUAGUAACUCUCCAUAUGGAUGAGAAGAUCUGGGGUGAUCCGCAAAACUUCAGGCCUGAGCGGUUCAUUGUUGAUGGAAAGCUUCAAGUUAACCUGGACAAGUCCUUGCCUUUUGGAGCUGGACGCAGACUUUGUGCUGGAGAGACCUACGCUCGUCACAGCAUGUUUCUGAUAUUCGCGGCCUUUAUGCAAGCUUUCCAGGUGUCCACAGCUGACGGCAAGCCUUUAACCCAACCCGCGAAGAGGAUACAGGGUAUUAUAACCACGAUUCCAGAGUUCUGGGUUCGGGUUACGCCAAGAAUAGGUUAAACUGCAAAUUUGCAGCUAUUUAAUAAAAGCAAAUGUACGAGUAAGAUUCUAUCAUGACUUUGUUUAAGUAAUAAUUAAAAAUAUUAUUUGAAAUUAUCUAAAAUAGUAAUAGAAAGUAGUUAAGAUCAUGUUUCUGAAGUACAGACGAGCAUACGUAUUUUACGAUGGCUUGAAUUAAGUUCGGUGGCGGUUGUUGUAAGUAUUUGUUAAUAAUUAGAAGCGAUAGCAAAAUCUGAUAUAUAUUUAAUGAAACACUUUGU
Messenger RNA from Pieris brassicae (large cabbage white), 1809 nucleotides. Its product is annotated as probable cytochrome P450 304a1. Gene Ontology annotation, molecular function: oxidoreductase activity, acting on paired donors, with incorporation or reduction of molecular oxygen; iron ion binding; monooxygenase activity. Lineage: Eukaryota; Metazoa; Arthropoda; Insecta; Lepidoptera; Pieridae. The record is from RefSeq and is a predicted model, not a curated record. The coding region runs from base 14 to 1549 and encodes 511 amino acids. The transcript is spliced from 10 exons.